UUGAGUAUCACUUCAGCUUUCAAGGUCUGCAGUUGACAGUUGUUACAAUUUAUUAAAGCGUGUUAAUUUAAAAGCAACACAAAAUUUCUUGUGAAGUUUUUUCUUAAAAACUUUUAAAAAACCAAAAAGUGAGAAUGUUUACCUGGAGACAUAAAUGUAUAAUAGGUUUUCUAAUAUUAUGUAAUUUUGGUGUUUCAUUUGCACUUUUUGAAUAUUGUAAUAAUUCAUAUUAUAAUUCGGAACCUAAUCGGAUUUAUAAUUUAUAUUCACCGUUUUACCCUGAAAAUUAUAUGCCAAGGACCUCCUGUUUGUAUACAAUAACUGUUCCAGAAGAUUAUGAAAUUGUUGCAGAUUGCACUUUAUCAAUUCCCAAGGGAGGAAACUCAUGUACAACAGAUGUUUUCUUUAUCUCACGAGAUGGUGACCAGAGUUUAAAUGGAGCUCAGCAAAUUUGUGGUUCUGGGAAUCUAACAAGGACUUCGGUAUUUAACAAAAUUGUUUUAGCUUACAGUGCAUCAUAUGACAGUCCAGGUGGUCGCUUCUUUUGUAAAUUAACAACUAGACGUCAAGCGUGUGACUGUGGCUGGUUUACAAAAACAAGAAUAGUUGGAGGCCGGGAAGCCACCCAAUAUGAAUAUCCGUCAAUUGUUAGUCUUCGGGAUAAAAACACAAGAGAACAUAACUGCGGGGGAACUAUAAUUAACCAUCGUUACAUUGUCACUGCAGCCCAUUGUGCGGUGUUCUUUAGAAAUCCAGAAAAUAUGUUCAUAUUGGCUGGAUACUUCAAAUCGAAUGGGACUACUUCGUUUAAAAAGAUCUAUGAAGCUCAAGAAAUUACAAUUUAUCCCUCCUACAAUCAAUCAAGAGGGGACGAAAACGACAUAGCUCUCAUAAGAACUAAAACUUCCAUGGAAUGGUCUAGUUAUAUUGGACCUAUGUGCCUGCCGUUUGACCAAAUACACAAUACUUUUGAAAACUAUACAAAAGUCGAUACAGUUGGAUGGGGGACAAUUUCUUUUGCGGGAAGUCUUUCAAAAACACUUCAAACAGCCAGCGUUUAUGUUUUGUCCAAUUCUCAAUGCCAACUUGAACAACCAUCAGAAUUAUGUACAUAUGCUAAUGGAAAGGAUACUUGCCAACGAGAUUCUGGUGGACCAGUUACAUUGAAAGGAACUGUUCGAGAGUAUUUAAUUGGAGUAAUAAAUAGAGGUAAAUCAUGCGAUGGUUUUGGAAUCAACGCAAGAGUAACGUCUUAUCUUGAAUGGAUUUAUUAUAUGGCUAAUGGAGAUUUGUGUUAUAAACCAUAUAAUUAACUGUUAUUAGUUAUUUAUGCAAAUAAAAA
This is a messenger RNA of Eupeodes corollae, 1342 nucleotides long. RefSeq names its product venom serine protease-like. Gene Ontology annotation, biological process: proteolysis. The record is from RefSeq and is a predicted model, not a curated record. Bases 135 to 1313 code for a protein of 392 amino acids. Gene Ontology annotation, molecular function: serine-type endopeptidase activity. The transcript has 5 exons. Lineage: Eukaryota; Metazoa; Arthropoda; Insecta; Diptera; Syrphidae.